This is a messenger RNA of Penicillium mononematosum, 1995 nucleotides long. Its product is annotated as Zn(II)2Cys6 transcription factor domain-containing protein. Gene Ontology annotation, cellular component: nucleus. NCBI's taxonomy places the organism in Eukaryota, Fungi, Ascomycota, Eurotiomycetes, Eurotiales, Aspergillaceae. The coding region runs from base 1 to 1995 and encodes 664 amino acids. The record is from RefSeq and is a predicted model, not a curated record. The transcript has 4 exons. Gene Ontology annotation, biological process: positive regulation of transcription by RNA polymerase II. Gene Ontology annotation, molecular function: zinc ion binding; DNA-binding transcription factor activity, RNA polymerase II-specific; transcription cis-regulatory region binding.
AUGCAUUCGCGAUCACCUUACAGACGGCCACGCGUACGAAAGUCCCGCGGCCGCGGCCUGCGGACGACGAAUGGAUGCAUAACAUGCCGGAAACGACACUUGAAAUGUGACGAGGCAAAGCCGAUAUGCGGCGCUUGUGCCAAAAAUAACAAGAUCUGCGAAUUCGCUAGCUCGGGUCGUCGCAGCGUCAACCUUCCAGCCUCGGACGGGGCCGUUACAGACGCUGUUCCUGAUUUGAGCGCCCAGCAAGGUGCGGUCGCAGUGGAGGACAACGAACGAGAAUCGAGUACAGCUCAGACAAACUCCGCGCUCUCGGGACUGCGCGAAGCUAUUGUCCCAGGCUGGCCCAGUUUUGCGGUCGAUCCCAACAUCUCUCAACCUGCCCAACUUGAUCAACUGAGAGGGAGUCAAUCCGAUUCGAACCAGAAUCUGGUGGCUUCGACAGAUGCCUCUUUGUCACCCUCUAAUUCAUCCCUUGCGGCAGUUCGGUGGUUUGGGCUGCUAGCUAAUGAUGCUGCUAAGGACAGUUCACAGGUGUCUACGACCCAUAAUUCCUGGGUGAAUCAAGGUUUCUCGCUGCAGGGCCACUCUAAUCCAGAUGGCCAAACCCAACUCAGCUCGUUGCAAUGCGCGACGCUGGUAUUAGACGGCCCUUCUUCCAUUUAUGCAAGUCACGACCCAACGCAAGCUGGUACUGCAGGGGGCAAUACGCUGGGAGAUGAGCAGAUAUGGCAGUCACGAGAGCAAAUUGAGCUUCUGCCGGGCGAGGAGACAUUGUUUGAACAUUUCGUAACUCGAGUGAGCCCAUGGAUUGAUCUCUUCGAUCCCACAGCCCAAUUUUCUACGUUCGUUGCGCACUUGGCCAUAUACAAUGCGGGGCUGAUGAAUGCUAUACUCGCUCUUGCAUAUCGACACCUGGCCUUGAAUCCCCAUCUGAGCGAUCGUAACGUGCCAAACAAGCAGGAAGCAGCUCUUCAAUAUUAUUACCAGACUCUACACUAUGUGCAAAAGGCUAUGCAGUACUCUGGUUACAAAAGAAGCCUCGAGCUGCUCGCAACAACGUUGAUCAUUUCCGCUUACGAGAUGCUUGACAAUUCUACGAAUGAUUGGGAGAGGCAUCUCGAGGGUGUGUUUUUGAUACAGAGAUCCCAAACCAUUCAUGGCGAGUCUGGAGGAUUGCGUUCGGCCGUUUGGUGGGCAUGGCUUUGUCAAGACAUCUGGGCGGCUUUCCGGGAGAAACGCAAAACUCUUACAUUUUGGGUUCCGCAAAAGCCCCUUUCCGAAUUAUCACCACACGAACUUGCCAGACGCUCAAUAUACAAUACUGCGAAGGUGAUCAGCUAUUGCGCCGAUGCGGUGACCGAAGCAGAUAUCGGACGUCGGGUCGAUGAGGCAAACCAUCUUCGCAAGAUGUUAGAUGACUGGCAACAACACCUGACCAUUGAGUUCUCUCCCUUGCCGCUCGGCUCACGCCACCAGUCAUAUUUUCGACCUAUCUGGAUCCGCCCACAUGCAUUUGGUAUGGAUGAAAAGACAGUGCACUGCAAUCCCUGGAAACAACUAACACCAGAUAUAGCCGUCGCGAUUCAAUUAUUUAGCGUGUCGCAUAUCUUACUACUUGCUCAUGAGCCUAGGCUAGGAGGCAUUGAGCAGUAUACCGAGCGACAAAGUGUAAUCAAGCACUGCGUGGAGAAUAUCUGCGGUAUUGCUGUGACACUAAAAGACAACCCAUCCAGCAUAAUGUCAUCGCAAGCUCUAUAUAUCGGUAAGUCUUUCAAUGCACCUUAUUUAAGAAACAAUACCAACAGGAAAAUAGCCGGACUAUUUACUCAAGAACACGAUACCCGAGAGGCUAUCUUGGAACUGCUGGAAUCCUGUCGCGAACGUAGUGGCUGGCCAGUUAGAUCUUUAGGUGAAGAGCUCCAGCAUUUUUGGGCAGACCACGAGCCGACAAAAGAGGCAGCUGCCGCGAACUUGGCGCGAUCUAUUCCAUAA